Nothobranchius furzeri (turquoise killifish) is the source of this 1485-nucleotide messenger RNA. RefSeq names its product inactive phospholipid phosphatase 7. Gene Ontology annotation, molecular function: sphingosine-1-phosphate phosphatase activity. The record is from RefSeq and is a predicted model, not a curated record. Gene Ontology annotation, cellular component: nuclear envelope. NCBI's taxonomy places the organism in Eukaryota, Metazoa, Chordata, Actinopteri, Cyprinodontiformes, Nothobranchiidae.
AGCCCCAGUCCUUCACGCCUCCACCUGUCGACCGGCCCGUUCCUCAUGCCUGGCAGCCAAGCCCGGAGCCGGCCCAGAGACCGGAACAAUGUCCUGAACCGGCCCGAGUUCAUGUCCCUAAACCAGCCGCCUCGCAGAGAGCAGGUUGGGGGGGAGGGACGCGGCAGUGGGCCGAGGAGACCUGUGAUCAGACAGCAGAGUCAGCAGGAAGACCCAGGAGGGAGGGGUCGUGAAUCCUCUGAUGGGAGCCAAGCAGCUGACGGGGGUCCCAAGGAGGCCUCCCGCUGGCCGGAACAGGACUGCAUGCAGCUGAACCCGAGCUUCCGGGGAAUCGCCAUCAACUCUCUGCUCGCCAUCGACAUUAGCCUUUCUAAACGUCUGGGUAUGUGUGUUGGAGCUCACGGCACCGGCGCCCCGCUGCGUCCCAUGGUGACCCUGCUGGCCUUAACAGGACACGCCCUCCCCUGGAUCUGUGGGACCCUGAUCUGUCUGUGGAGGAGCAGCACCCUGGCUGGACAGGAAGUCCUUGUUAACCUGCUGAUGGCCCUGAUCCUGGACUUGAUGACAGUUGCUGGGAUACAGAAGCUGGUGAAGCGUAGAGGACCCUGGGAUUUCCCCCCUGGGCUUUUGGACUAUGUUGCCAUGGAUACGUAUUCUUUCCCAGCAGCCCACGCGAGCCGCGCUGUCAUGGUGGCUAAGUUCUUGUUGAACCAUCUGGUUCUGGCGGUGCCCUUGAGGAUCCUGCUCUACCUGUGGGCCUUCCUGGUGGGCGUUUCUCGGGUGCUUCUGGGUAAACACCACCUGUCGGACGUGGGCUGUGGUUUUGCUCUGGGCUUCCUGCACUUCAGUCUGGUGGAGUCGGUUUGGUUGGACUCAGCCACGUGUCAGACCCUCGUCUCCAUCGGGACCCUGCGCUGGACUCCACUGCUUUAGAGCCAGGUUGGACCGGUUCUGCUGGGGCUACUCCAGUUUGAACUGGUUUUUUAUUGAUGCCUGAUCUCAUCGACACGAGCUGUACUGGAUGUAACUGGUUUAGACUGGAACAAACUGGUUCAGAGUGAUGUAAGCUGACCUGAUCUGGACACCUUUGGAGUGGUUCAUCCGGGUCAAAAAGGGUCCGUCAGGAUGUUCGUGACACCCUACAGAUGAUGAGUGGGUUAGACCACUUUCGACUGGUUUGAAGUGGUUUUUAUUGGAUAAUAAAGUUUUUGUUGACUCUGAACUGGUUUGGUCUGGAUCAUCAUCCUUCGGAUCAUUUGAGGCUAUAAACUUAGAUCCUCAGUUAGCCGGUCUGGGCAGGUUCAGGCCAGCUCUAGUUCAGACAUGACUGAACUGGUCUAGACCGGACCACUCUGAUGAACCAGAGCUCUGUAAUGAAAGGAAGAUCCAGUUCAGGUAUGUCCCGGUUCAGACGUGUUUAUUGGAGCUUUUUUGUUUUUUUGCUGUUAUCCUGAAUAGCUAAAAAUAAAGAUGAGACAAAAUGGC